Molecule: messenger RNA, 786 nt
Organism: Trichogramma pretiosum
Lineage: Eukaryota; Metazoa; Arthropoda; Insecta; Hymenoptera; Trichogrammatidae
Product: mite allergen Der p 3-like
Exons: 4
Coding region: 1-786 (261 amino acids)
Biological process (GO): proteolysis
Molecular function (GO): serine-type endopeptidase activity
Source: RefSeq, a predicted model, not a curated record
AUGGAACAAUCCAUCAUUCAGUGCUUCGUAGUGACAUUUUUCAUGGGCAAGUUCACUGCCCAAGGUAUCAAUCUUGGAGAAAAAGUCGUAGACCAUGAAUUUCCUCAUUUAGUAGCAAUAUUUAAAGAUCCUGGAUUCGAAGCUAAACAUGUUUGUAGUGGAAAUAUUUUGAACGAGUAUUGGAUUUUGACAGCUGCUCAUUGUACAGCCGAUUUUUCAGAAGGUCUUUUUGUUAAAGCGGGGCAACUCGGUCUCGAUAACACGAAAAGUAGCUACGUGGCUUCGGUCGAAACAAUAUUUCUUUACGCAGAUCAAAACAGCAAAAAGAAUCACGAUAUUGCUUUGAUAAAACUUAAAGAGCCUUUAGGGUUCAAUUCUCAAGUUCAGCCAAUCGAAAUAUCUGGUGAACAUCUUAUAGUCGGCGAAAAUGUUACCAUUUCUGGUUGGGGUGGGGUAGACCCAGUGGGAAAUGGUGCAUCGCAAGAACUAUACAAAACAACGAUGACAAUUAUUGAUGAUGAUUCAUGCAUGGAUCUUCUUGCAGUUGUUUAUCAAAAUCCAUCAUUACAUCCUAAUGAUUUUUGUACCAAAGGAUUAGAUGGUGUGACAACUUGUAAAAAAGAUGGUGGAAAUCCAGUAAUGAGAAUGAGAAAAAACAAAACUUUCGAGCUUGUUGGAUUGGCUUCUUGGUGGAGCGAUCCUUGCGGCGUCGAAGGAGCACCUUCUGUGAAUGUAAAAGUCAAACCAUACCUUGAUUGGAUAACAUCGACAUUAGCUAAUAAUUAA